Molecule: messenger RNA, 2709 nt
Organism: Arabis nemorensis
Lineage: Eukaryota; Viridiplantae; Streptophyta; Magnoliopsida; Brassicales; Brassicaceae
Source: the annotation of a GenBank genome assembly
AUGGUGGAUCGGAGAAGCGCAUUGGGUUUUGUCUUGUUUUUGGUACUGUUGGACGGUUUUGUCGGACAAUCAUCACCGUCACGGACUCGAUUCGACGAGUGGCUCACUCUGCUUCGUCUCAGGUCUUCUCUUGGGUUAAGAGGAACGGAUUGGCCUAUUAAAGGUGACCCUUGUGGUGUAUGGAAAGGUAUACAAUGUGAUAAUAAUGGUAAUAUCAUUGGGAUCAAUAUUUCUGGUUUUAGGAGGACAAGAAUCGGUAAGCAAAACCCACAAUUCGCUGUUGAUCCUCUUCUUAAUCUCACUCGUUUGUCUUAUUUCAACGCAUCUGGAUUCUCAUUACCUGGUUCUGUUCCUGAUUGGUUUGGUCUUAGCUUUUCGACAACAUUGCAAGUCUUGGAUCUUAGUUCUUGUUCUGUAAGAGGUGUUGUUCCUUUUACUCUUGGUAAUCUCACUACUUUGAGGACUUUGAAUCUCUCUGGUAAUAGUUUUACGGGUUCAGUUCCUAGCAGUUUAGGGCAUUUGUCGAAUCUCUCAUACCUUGAUCUCUCUAGGAAUUCAUUCACUGGAGCUCUUCCUUCAUCUUUUAGCUCUCUGAAGAAUCUCUCGACUCUUGAUGUUUCUUCUAAUUACCUUACUGGACCAAUCCCUCCUGGUAUUGGAACGCUAUCGAAGCUCCUCUAUCUGAAUUUUUCCAGCAAUAGUUUCUCUUCUGAGAUUCCUUCACAGCUCGGCGAUCUUGUUAAUCUGGUUAAUCUUGAUCUCAGCAUCAAUUCAUUGUCUGGUUCAGUUCCUCAGGAGUUGAGAAAAUUGAGGAAUUUGCAGAAUAUGGUGAUUGGUGAUAAUCUCUUGAGUGGACUUUUACCAGUUGAUUUGUGUGAUGCUAGGAGUCCACUGCAAACUUUAGUUCUGAGGGAAAAUGGUUUCUCCGGUAGUCUACCUGAUGUGUGCUGGUCGCUGCCCAAAUUACGGAUUCUUGACAUUGCCAAGAACAACUUCACUGGAAUGCUGCCAAAUUCUAGUUCCGAUCCAAACCCGACAGCUGCAGAAAUGGUUGAUAUCUCCUCGAACAAAUUCUUUGGGGAGCUCACACAGAUUCUUAAAAGGUUCAGGGCCAUUAACCUCGCUGAUAAUUAUUUUGAGGGUACGGUUCCAGAUUAUGUGCUCCGGGCUAAGGUGUCUGUUACCAGCAACUGCCUUCAAACCCAGAGGGGACAGAAGUCUUUAGAAGAUUGUUCAUCAUUCUAUAAAGCUACGGGAUUAGUCUUUGAUGAUUUCGGACGCCCCAAUUCUACUCGACCUACAUCAAAAAAUGCAUCUUCAGGGAUAAGCCGCAGAACAGCAAUUAUAUUGGCCGCAGUGGGUGGUGGAAUUGGUUUUAUUCUGAUGGUUGUUGUCUUGCCAAUUAUUGUGGUUCUAUGCAUGCGCCGAAGAGGCAGAGCGGGUCAAAGAGGAAAUGAUGACAGGCCUAAACCUGCCGGGGAAGCUACACAACCACCUAGAGGAGCACAGACCUUUGAUUUGUCACGUCUUGGAAAUGCAUUUACAUACGAGCAGCUUCUUCUUGCAACUGAGGAGUUCAAUGAUACUAAUCUUAUAAAACGUGGCCAUUCUGGGAAUUUAUUCCGUGGUUCGUUGGAAAAUGGUAUACCCAUUGUUAUAAAGAAGAUUGACAUGCAGGAAAGUAAAAAUGAAGGCUAUAUAUCAGAAUUGGAAUUGUUUAGUAAGGCUGGACACCAGAGGCUGGUUCCCUUUCUGGGACACUGCUUGGGGAAUGGGAACCAAAAGCUCCUGGUCUACAAGUAUAUGAGGAACGGAGAUUUGGCAAGCGCUUUGUUUAGGAAAUCCGACAAUGAAGGUGAUGGAUUGAAGUCUUUGGAUUGGAUAACAAGGUUGAAGAUUGCUCUUGGUGCAGCCGAGGGACUAGCUUACUUGCAUCACGAGUGUACGCCACCUCUAGUUCAUAGGGAUGUACAAGCAAGUAGCAUACUUCUUGAUGAUAAAUUUGAAGUACGUCUUGGAAGUCUAAGCGAGGCAUAUGCUCAAGGUGAUGCUUAUCAAAGCAGGAUUUCUCGUUUACUUCGAUUACCACAAUCGACUGAAUCAUCAUCUUCAGGUGCAGCAAAUGCAACAUGCGCCUAUGAUGUCUACUGCUUUGGCAAAGUGCUACUUGAGCUAGUAACGGGGAAGCUCGGGAUUAGUUCACCAGAUAACACAGAAGCAAAAGAGUACAUGGAAGAAGCUUUACGAUACAUCAGCACAAACGAGAAGGAACUAGUGACCAAGAUAUUGGACCCGUCGUUAAUGGUGGACGAGGACCUACUAGAAGAAGUAUGGGCAAUGGCUAUCAUUGCGAAAUCAUGCCUAAACCCAAAACCAACAAGACGGCCAUUAAUGAGACACAUUGUGAACGCACUUGAGAACCCAUUGAAAGUAGUGAGAGAGGAUACCAACUCGGGUUCGGGUUCUUCACGGUUGAGAACAAACUCGUCAAGAGGGUCAUGGAACGCUGCUAUAUUUGGGAGCUGGAGGCAGAGCACAUCGGAUGUAACAGCGGUUCAGGCGGGAGGAACAAGCGGUGGUAACGGUUUGAGAAACUCGGGGUCGCAAGGGAGUAGCGGAAGGAACAAUAACAAUGGGAAUUCAUCGUCGAGAAGACGGCAAUCUAGUGAGAUAGUGCCAGAACCUGCUGCUUAUGUAGAAGAUGUAUAA